Messenger RNA from Zootoca vivipara (common lizard), 2771 nucleotides. RefSeq names its product peptidylprolyl isomerase G (gene PPIG). The record is from RefSeq and is a predicted model, not a curated record. Gene Ontology annotation, cellular component: mitochondrion; cytoplasm. Gene Ontology annotation, molecular function: peptidyl-prolyl cis-trans isomerase activity; cyclosporin A binding. Gene Ontology annotation, biological process: protein folding; protein peptidyl-prolyl isomerization. Lineage: Eukaryota; Metazoa; Chordata; Lepidosauria; Squamata; Lacertidae.
GGCGUGCGCGCCAAAAGGGGCGGCGAGUCGGACAGAUCUGAUCUUCCAUCUUCGCCCCCCAUCCCUUUCUGGAGAGGUCGAGAGAGGGCCCUGGCGCCCGAGGACUCCCCUCCAGCCCGUUCUCCUCGUCAGACAUCCUCGCUCGCUCGCGCCCCGUCCCGCCCUCGCCGCUCCAGGCUUCCCCGCUUCCCUCCCCUCCUCCACUGACGCAGUCCGUGCUGCACCAGAUCCUAACAUGGCGGCGGCGAGGUGGUGAAGAGCGCGGCGGCGGCGAAAGGAGACUUCGGGCCGAGCGGGCGAGCGCGGCGGCGGGCGGGCGGUCUUCAAAAUUUGAAGCCAUGGGAGUGAAAAGCCAGAGACCUCGUUGCUUUUUUGACAUAGCCAUCAACAACACACCUGCUGGCAGAGUUGUCUUUGAGCUGUUUUCAGAUGUUUGCCCAAAGACGUGUGAGAACUUUCGCUGCCUUUGUACAGGUGAAAAAGGUACAGGAAAAUCAACUCAGAAGCCAUUACAUUACAAGAGUUGUUUGUUUCACAGAGUUGUAAAAGAUUUUAUGAUCCAAGGAGGUGACUUCAGUGAAGGAAAUGGGAGAGGAGGAGAAUCAAUAUAUGGUGGCUUUUUUGAAGAUGAAAGCUUUGCUGUAAAGCACAACAAAGAAUUUCUCCUUUCAAUGGCCAACAGAGGGAAAGAUACAAAUGGUUCACAGUUUUUUAUAACAACCAAACCUACCCCUCAUCUCGAUGGGCUUCAUGUUGUGUUUGGACAAGUAAUCUCGGGUCAAGAUGUUGUAAGAGAAAUAGAAAACCAGAAAACAGAUGCGUCUAGUAAACCUUAUGCUGAAGUACGAAUACUAAGUUGUGGCGAACUUAUUCAAAAAUCCAAAGCCAAGAAAGAAGAGAAGAAAAGACGCAAGUCAUCAUCCUCAUCCAGCGAUUCUGAAAGUUCAAGUGAUUCAAAAUCUUCUUCUGAUUCAUCAUCUGAUUCUGAAAGUGCUUCUGGGGAAAAAACAAAGAAAAAGAAAAAGAAGCACAAAAAAAAUUCCAAGAAACAUAAGAAAGAGAAGAAGAAGAAAAAGAAGAGCAAGAAGAGCUCAGCCAGUGAAAGUGAAACAGAAAAUCCUGAAUCACAGCCACUUUCCACAGUCCGUCCUGAAGAGAUUCCUCCUGUACCAGAAAACAGAUUCCUUAUGAGAAAAAGCCCUCCUAAAGUAGAUGAAAAGGAAAAAGAGACCAAGAGCAGAGAGAAGGAAAGGGAGAGUAACCCAUCAAACUGUCAAUCAACAUAUCAGAGAAGGCUGUUAGUGACUAGAUCUGGACGAAAAAUUAAAGGAAGAGGACCACGGCGCUACCGAACACCUUCAAGAUCCAGGUCACGAGAUCGUUUUAGGCGCAGUGAGACUCCACCACACUGGAGACAAGAAAUGCAACGAGCUCAAAGAAUGAGAAUAUCAAGCGGAGAAAGAUGGAUAAAGGGAGAUAAGGGUGAAGUUAAUGAGAACAAGAAGGAUGCUGCAAAUCAGAAAAGCCCAGGAAGAGGAAAAGAAAGGAAAGCAUCUGACCAGAGGCAAAUUUCUGAGAGCCCAAAUAGGAGGGGAGGAAAAGAAAAGAAAUCUAAAGACCACAGAUCUAGUAGUAAAGACAGAGAGACAAGGAGGAAUUCUGAGAAAGAGGAGAAAGACAAGCAUAACAAAAGCAAAGCCAAAAAAAGGGCUCGAUCCAGGAGUCAGAGCAAAAGCAAAGAGGUGUCAAAAAGUAAGGAGAGGGACUCAAAACACAGCAGACAUGAAGAAAAGAAAGUGAGAUCACGAAGCAAAGACAGGGACUAUGAGAAAGAGAAAGAGAAAGACAAAGAGAAAUCCAAUGAUUUUCGAGGAAGAGAAAGGAGCAGAAGUAAAGAGAAAAAUAAAAGGGGAGGGUCUAAAACUAAUGGCCAGAAUGAUACUAAAAGUAAAGAUACGGAAAAGCAUACAAAGUCAAAGAGCAGAGAACGUGAACCAUCUAAAAGCAAACACAGCUCAAAUAGUAAGACCAGAGAGCGAAGCAAUAGUGGAGACAGAGGGAAAAGAGCCAGGUCCCGAAGUAAAGAACGAGACCGCAGCAGAAGUAAAGAUUAUUCAAAACACAAAGAUAGAGAAGUAAAAAGAAGGGGAAGAUCAAGAAGUAGAGACCGAAAAGGCACACCAGAAAGAUCUAAAGGCAAAGAAAACAAAAGGAGGAAGGAGUCGCAGAGCUCUGAGAGGGAGAAAAGUCGAAGUAAUGACCGGCAUAGGAAUCAAGAGCACAGAAGUUCUCACAAAAAAGAUGAUGCUGAAAAAAGAAGGCGUUCUAAAAGCCAUGACAGUAGUAGCUCAGAGACCAAUAAGAGCAAAAAGUCCAGUAGAGAUCAGGAUAGGAGUCCUGAUUCAAAGAAAAGACGAAGCAGCAAGGACAGGGAAUCAAAAAGAUCAUCUUCACGUAGGAGUAAGGAAAAGGAAAAAGACAGGUCCCGGUCCUCAAAAGAAAAAGAGGUCAACCAAAAAUCUAAGAAUCAGGAGCGAGAUCGUGCCCGUGGUAAAGAUAAAAAAUCUGAUCAUGAAUCGAGUGCUGGGACUGAUGAAGACAGACAUGGAUAAUUUGAUGAACUUGAUGUUUCCAUUCUGCCUCCAGGUUCUAGAGACAUGUUGGGGAACAUUAUUUUUUUUAAUGUGGACUUCUGUUUGGUCUUUUGAUAAUCCACAGCCUGGAUCAUUUGUACUGCUAAAGUUUUAAUAAACUUGAAAUGGAAAAAACAA